UUUGUGAAGACUAAUUAACCUUGCUUCAUUGACAAUGGCAUUGUGUUUGUUUGCGCUACUGGCCUUCGAAUUUGUGAUCUCCAGCCAAGGACUUCCCGGUGGAUUUCACCACAGAGCUCCUUUCAAGACCAGCGGCCCCUACUCCAUUGCCCAUCGUGGAGCCAAUGGGGAAUUUCCUGAAUCAACUGUUCCAGCGUUCAAGAGGGCAAUACAAGAAGGCAUAGACAUCAUUGAAACGGACAUUGGAGCUACCAAGGAUGGGUUCCUCAUCUGCUUGCACGACACCACUCUGGACGCCAUAACCGAUGUUGCGCAACGCCCAGAGUUUGCAAGUAGAAGAGCAACCUAUCCAGUGGAGGGCGAGAACAUCACUGGUUUUUUUGCGGUCGACUUCACCUUGGAUGAGAUCAAGUCCCUCCGUGUCCACCAGCGCUAUGAGUUUAGGGAUCAAGCUUACAAUGGGAUGUAUCAAAUACCAACAUUCGAGGAGUACAUUGCGAUUGCAUUGGAGGCACCCAGAGUUGUGGGCAUUGAUCCGGAGAUAAAAAACCCAGUCUUCAUCAACAAGCAUGUAACAUGGCCGCACGGGAAGCUCUUCGAAGACAAAUACGUGGAAACACUGCUCAAGUAUGGCUACAACGCACCGUAUCUCUCCGAAUCGUGGCUCCAGCAGCCGAUUUUCAUCCAAUCCUUUGCACCACUCUCGAUCCUGCGCGUUGCAAACCAGACCAAGUCGCCAAAGAUCUUCAACAUUGGCAGAGACACGGACCUCGCCCAAGACACACUCCAGCCAUACUCGGAGCUAAGCAGCGACGCAUACCUGGAUUUCAUCAAAUCGUACGUGGCAGGCAUAUCGACGGACAAGAACACCAUAGCGCCCAUAGACGAGACCACGGGGAGGCUCUCACCGCCGUCGGAUAUAGUGGACCGGGCGCACGUAAGAGGCCUCAUGAUCCAUCCCGCCACCUUUCGCAACGAAGCCCAGUUCAUGGCCAAAGACUUCCGGGCGGAUCCAUACCGCGAGUUUGAUUACUUCUUGCAGGGAUUGCGAGUGGACGCUGUGAUGACCGACUUCCCUUCCACUCUCACAAGCUAUAUGAAUGCCAUCGCCAAGAGCCCAGAUCUAUGGAAGAGCUGUGAAGUUUAGUUUGUCUCCAAGAAGGGCAGUGAAGUUUAGAUGUUCUUUGUCUCCUUGAAGUUUCUUCUUUGCCUCCAAGAUCUAUGGAAGGAAGUUUUGAUCCUCGCUAA
Messenger RNA from Selaginella moellendorffii, 1248 nucleotides. RefSeq names its product glycerophosphodiester phosphodiesterase GDPD6. Gene Ontology annotation, biological process: lipid metabolic process. Gene Ontology annotation, molecular function: glycerophosphodiester phosphodiesterase activity. The transcript has 5 exons. The record is from RefSeq and is a predicted model, not a curated record. The coding region runs from base 35 to 1147 and encodes 370 amino acids. Lineage: Eukaryota; Viridiplantae; Streptophyta; Lycopodiopsida; Selaginellales; Selaginellaceae.